AUGGGGGAAGAAGACGCAAGUUCUCUUGUAAGGCCAAAGGUUGUUAAGAGUGUCCACUUCUGCCCCGCUACAGAAAAAUUCACACUUCGCGAAUACAGAGACAUUACAUCCAACAUGGGCUUGCCAACUGGUUCAGUGCUUUCUGAAGCACCCUUUAGGCCAAGAGAAGUCCUCUUCGAGAAGCAAAAGUUAUUUCAGAGCAUUCACAAACAUACUUUCAGUUCUGGGAAGUUACUGGAACUUCCUGACCUUAGUAUACAUUAUGUAUUGAGUAAAAUUCCCAAAGGCCCGUUGAAAACCACGAAGUUGGCUUCAUCCUGCUGA
This is a messenger RNA of Fraxinus pennsylvanica, 324 nucleotides long. Lineage: Eukaryota; Viridiplantae; Streptophyta; Magnoliopsida; Lamiales; Oleaceae. The record is from the annotation of a GenBank genome assembly.